This is a messenger RNA of Thecamonas trahens ATCC 50062, 378 nucleotides long. RefSeq lists its product as uncharacterized. The record is from RefSeq and is a predicted model, not a curated record. The transcript has a single exon. Lineage: Eukaryota; Apusomonadida; Apusomonadidae. Bases 1 to 378 code for a protein of 125 amino acids.
AUGCGUGAUGUCAUUGUCGCCCCGGCUGGGCCAGAGACUGCUGAUUCGCGGACGGCCAGCUAUCGCAAGCUGGCUGGCCAUCUCGGCGAGUACGGCGCGCACAUGCUCGCCCUCCGCUUUCUCCCGCCGCAUUUGGCCAAUGCUGCCGCUGUUAUGGAGCUGCUCAAAGACUAUCCCUUCUUGGCUCAUCGCGAUGAGCCUGGUUCACUUUUUGCCCGCCGCGACUCUGUCCGCCGUCCGCACCACAACGUCUACUUUGCCACACUGGCCUCGCCGGCCCUCGCCCGUGCCGCUCGUCGUGACCUCCACGGCCGGGUCUUGCCGCUGGCUGCAGAGGGCGACGAGCCCGUGCGACUCCACGUCGACAUUGUUGGUUGA